AUGUGUCCACCUUUUUUGGUCGGAUCUCCGGUUUUUUGGCUUUGCAGUCAAAAAUCUCUUGAUACGGUUCCUACCUCGUCAUCGGAGCCCCCUUCUAGAGGUAUAAAUGAACACGCCUGUCUGGAUGCAUUACAGCAGCAGCAUAGUUCUGCUAUUAUCUCUGCUUCUGCUUCAACUAUGCCCCAAGCAGAUCUUCAUAACUGGCUGGCCGUGCUCACGCGUUCCGGCCGGCUGAUAGUCUGGCGCUGGCGCCAAACAGCCUCUGCUGCGUCUUCUCAGGACUUAUUUGCCUUGAGGGAGAUAUCAUUGCCACCCACUUUGAUUGUCGAGACUGAAAUCACUCCAGUUUUAAAGAGUAAGUGUUUCGGUGUGUUUUUUGUUUUCUAUACACCUAGAUUUACAAUCCUUAAUACAUAUUUUUUCAGCUGUAAGUAA
Messenger RNA from Protopolystoma xenopodis, 435 nucleotides. The record is from the annotation of a GenBank genome assembly. NCBI's taxonomy places the organism in Eukaryota, Metazoa, Platyhelminthes, Monogenea, Polystomatidea, Polystomatidae.